AUGCGCACAGCACCAGGUCGUCGUCUUAUAAAUGUGGCCUUUUUAUUUCUAUUUCUUCGUCCAUCCAGGUGUGUUAUAGCAGUGGUGAAGAUGGCCACGUCCUGCAGCGCCGAUUUGAGCAAAACUGUGAAGCAGCAGUAUAUGGAGCUGCCACAGGGGGGUAUGGUGCAGGCGAUGUACAUAUGGAUUGACGGCACUGGAGAGGGGCUCCGUUGCAAGACCCGAACCCUAGACUUUGAGCCCAAAAGCAUUGAAGAUCUCCCAGAAUGGAACUUCGAUGGCUCCAGCACAUAUCAAGCAGAGGGAUCCAAUAGUGACAUGUACCUGAUCCCUGCCGCCAUGUUCCGUGACCCAUUCCGUAAAGAUCCCAACAAACUGGUCCUGUGUGAAGUGAUAAAGUACAACCGAAAGCCUGCAGAAACAAACUUGAGGAUUACCUGUAAAAAGAUCAUGGAUAUGGUGUCUGAUCAAGUCCCAUGGUUUGGCAUGGAGCAGGAGUACACCAUUUUGGGGACUGAUGGACACCCAUUUGGUUGGCCAUCUAAUGGAUUCCCUGGACCACAAGGUCCAUACUACUGUGGAGUGGGAGCAGACAAGGCCUAUGGCAGAGACAUUGUGGAAGCCCACUACAGGGCGUGUCUCUAUGCUGGUGUGCAGAUCUGUGGCACUAAUGCAGAAGUGAUGCCUGCUCAGUGGGAGUUCCAAGUGGGGCCUUGUGAAGGAAUAAACAUGGGUGACCAUCUCUGGGCUGCCCGCUUUAUUCUGCACCGUGUAUGUGAAGACUUUGGGGUUGUGGCUUCAUUUGACCCCAAACCCAUCCCUGGAAACUGGAACGGUGCUGGAUGCCAUACUAACUUCAGCACCAAGGAGAUGAGGGAAGAGGGUGGCCUGAAAGCCAUUGAGGAGUCAAUUGAGCGACUUGGCAAGAGGCACAGCUACCACAUCCGUGCCUACGACCCAAAAGGUGGGCUCGACAAUGCCCGCCGCCUCACUGGCCACCACGAGACCUCCAACAUUCAUGAAUUCUCCGCCGGGGUAGCCAACCGCGGUGCCAGCAUUCGUAUCCCCCGCAAUGUAGAAACUCUUCCUUUGCCUGGGAAGCGCAGAGGCAGACUGGACAAAGGAUGGAGAGAGGGAUGCUGGCCCUGUUGCCAUGACGACCACCGGAAUGCACAGGCUGGAUCCUGA
Messenger RNA from Knipowitschia caucasica, 1188 nucleotides. The record is from the annotation of a GenBank genome assembly. NCBI's taxonomy places the organism in Eukaryota, Metazoa, Chordata, Actinopteri, Gobiiformes, Gobiidae.